Messenger RNA from Pistacia vera, 770 nucleotides. RefSeq lists its product as uncharacterized. Gene Ontology annotation, molecular function: protein kinase activity. Gene Ontology annotation, biological process: phosphorylation. The transcript has a single exon. The coding region runs from base 45 to 770 and encodes 241 amino acids. The record is from RefSeq and is a predicted model, not a curated record. NCBI's taxonomy places the organism in Eukaryota, Viridiplantae, Streptophyta, Magnoliopsida, Sapindales, Anacardiaceae.
UGAUCCUGUUGUCAUUUCUGUUUCUAAGUAGGGAGAACUCUGGAAUGGCUCGUCUCUCUUACAUUCUGUUUUUUGUUUUCUCUUUUCUUUUGCUUCUAAUUCUCUGCUUGGCUCAAGAAGAAAAGAGGUUUAAUCCAAGGUGUCCUCCUUUUGAUUGUGGUUAUCUUGGCAAUAUUGGCUUCCCCUUCUCCAAUCGAACGCAUCCGGAGUGUGGGUUGCUGGUUGUAGAUUACUGCACUGAAAAUGUUCAGAAGAUUCGGUUGGGGAAGGAUGGCCAGUGGUUCAGUAUCACAGGCAUCUCUCAGGAUAAUAUGGUCCUGCUUUAUGACCGUCCUCGUGAAGAACACGCGAAGUAUUGUAGCCGCAAAAGAUCCUUAAAACAUUUGAGUCUUCCCAUCUCUCCUUUUCUAUCUCUUAAUGUGCCCUACAAUCAAUCCCUGUACGAAUGCCCCCGCAAUUACAAACCCCCCAAACAUUUCAGUUCUGCCUGCAAUAAUUCCCAACACUCCUAUAUCUACCAUAGUUACCCUGGUAAAACUUUGCCACCUUCUCCAUCUCACUGCACAGUUAUUAAUUUCCAAGUGAAUAAGACUCAAACAAGUGUUGAAUAUACUGAUUUGUUUGUGGGUGAAUUCGCUCUGGAAGUGAAUGUAACAAAUGAAUGUUUUGAUUGUUUUUCGGCUGGAGGGCAAUGCCAAACUGAUAAUAAGGGAAAGUUCGAUUGUUCUGUAAAGGAAAGAACAGGCAUGGGUUUUCGUUUCUUGUUGUAA